GAAAAAUUAAUGAUGCUGCGUUUAAUCCCUAGUAUGUACCUGCAAGAAAUCUUACCCACCUGGCAAGUCCUGAGAAAUUAGUGGGCAAGUCUCAGUUCGUCAAUUACUCGCCAACUUCAUUCUAUACUUCAUCCCAGUGCCCAAACUUUGGCUCAGACUUGGUUACAUGACAGUUGGGGGAAGCCAUCUCAAGUUCGUCCAUCGGGUGUACAAAGAGCAAUAAUUAGGCAAACAAUCUUCUUUCCUACUUCCUCCAUUUGCUUGACAAAAUCAGGUUGAAGUUGCCAUGGCUCACUGGUUGAUAUUACUUGCAGUGUUUGGACAUUGCACUUUGAAAGUGAGAUGUGGCGAAGAGCUAAGUGCUUUGCAUCUGGAAGAAGCAGAUCAAGGAGCCGACCUCGGAUCCCACCUCGGUCAACGUCCUCCCUCAGACUCGGUGCCGGCGAAUCCAGCUAACCAGCCCAUCCCGUUGCAACCGGAUGCCGACGCAUUGAAUCAUGCAUUGCCAGCAUCUGGGCCCCACUCAAAUCAAGUCCAACAGGAGGCCAACAUUGUGCUCCCAUCAACAGACAAUUUCCUCGAGGAUUCCACUGCCCAGCUACACGCAAGCCAGGAAGAUUCUCGCGCGAUGACGGCCCUGGAAGCCGACCCAGCGGCCGACCAAGUGCAAGCGGCAAACAACCACCACUUCGUGAUAGAGCAAGAUGGAACCCGGCAAUCCCUGACUGAAAGAGUAAGAACCUUGGGGCGAGAGCUCUCCAGAUUUGGAGUAGAUUUUGGUCGGACUCUGUGGAGAAAUCCGCCCCCACAGACCUUGCUAGGAGCUGCCUUCGCAUACAUCAUGUGUCACCCCGAAACCAGUGGCAGAACCCUCACCAACCUUGGGAAACAAUCAGCUAGAAGCCGCAACGGAAUGGGAACCAACAUCAAUUCAUUGCAGCUUACAAUCUCUGAUGUUUGUUCACAAGAUAGCCCUGUGGUCGUGGUUUUACUACAUAUCUUGUUUCUAGUGUGGCUGUACUAUUUCAUCAAGGAUUUCAACCGAUAUCGACGCCACUAAGACCUCGUGUUUUGGUUUUCUUGUUUCCCUCAUAUUCAAAAUACCCCUUUUUUCCUCAGAAAGAAAUUGACCAACAAUGUGAAAAAAAUGGAGUGCAAUCAUUGACUCUCUUUG
Molecule: messenger RNA, 1174 nt
Organism: Puccinia graminis f. sp. tritici CRL 75-36-700-3
Lineage: Eukaryota; Fungi; Basidiomycota; Pucciniomycetes; Pucciniales; Pucciniaceae
Exons: 3
Coding region: 287-1060 (257 amino acids)
Source: RefSeq, a predicted model, not a curated record